Molecule: messenger RNA, 969 nt
Organism: Fusarium oxysporum Fo47
Lineage: Eukaryota; Fungi; Ascomycota; Sordariomycetes; Hypocreales; Nectriaceae
Exons: 2
Coding region: 1-969 (322 amino acids)
Source: RefSeq, a predicted model, not a curated record
AUGAAUAGAUUCACGAAAGCUGAGCCCAGCAAGGGAAUCACCAGGCGGUUCAGCGAUGAUGUCGUGAAUUCCACGCCAGCAGAACCCCUCGGUCGCGCUCUUGCGGCCAAGGUGGCGUUUGACAGAAACCGAGAACGGUUGAGGUCGUCGCCAGAUGAAUGGGACCAACUUUUGUUAGAGGGAAGGGAACUGGCGAAUGGCUGUGUUCCAGACGAAGAAGCGGUUUUGUUUGAACAGAGCCGGAGGCUUUAUGCGGCAUGGGACAAAUUUCGACGCGAUCUCCCCAAAGACCAGCAGAUGCAACUCGACGGACGCGACCGACCAGACAUCAGUUACCUCGUGGCUACCGUCAAUAAAGCCUCGGCGACAUGGCAGUCGGACCGUGAAGAAAGCAAGUUGGGAAAGCUCAAAUCCAAAUUUCACAGCCUUUGCGAGACAUGCCACGACCACAGCUCACUGCUCGCAAUCGUUCCAAAAGACGACAAGUAUGUCACUCUACUAACGGGGUCACUCUCAGCCAUCGCUCAGGCGACAAUUAACCACCAGAAUAUCGCUGAGGGGGUAGCCGAUACGCUCGACGAUCUAAGCCAUGAUAUUGAUUUCUGGAACCGGCAAAUGAUGGAGCACGGAAAUAUUCCAUCACUUCGUCAGUAUAUCCAGGAGCUUUAUGUCAUCGUCUUUGAAUUCUUCACCGACGUCUUCAACAAAUGGUCCAAGUCUGGCUGGAAACGCUUCCUCACCAGCUUUGAUGAUGGUGCAUUCAACAAACUUUUCACUGCGAAGAAAGAUCGAAUGUUGGCUAUCGAACGUCGCAUGGAACGCCACGUCAGCCUCGACUUUCGACACCGCACUACUGAAUCUUUGGAGAUGGUGAUUCAGAAUCAAAAGGAACUCUUGUAUCGUUUACCGAACCAACUAAAUGAGCAAAGAUUAUUCCUCGGCGAGUCCCUCCAACAGUCGAGCAUCUAA